Molecule: messenger RNA, 817 nt
Organism: Prosopis cineraria
Lineage: Eukaryota; Viridiplantae; Streptophyta; Magnoliopsida; Fabales; Fabaceae
Product: cytochrome b5-like
Exons: 3
Coding region: 177-581 (134 amino acids)
Cellular component (GO): endoplasmic reticulum; membrane
Molecular function (GO): heme binding
Source: RefSeq, a predicted model, not a curated record
AUCUGUAUGCAACCAAACAUCGCUAUCCUUACCUACUUCUCGUUUCCCCUCAUUAAAACGUUUCUCCUCCUUCACAGCGUCUUUAAGUUGUAACCUUUUUCAGUUACAGGAACCGCAUUUGCGGCUUGUUUUCCAAGACAUAUUUACACUUUCGUCUCUCUCGCUCUCCUUCGUCAAUGGGUGGGGAGCGCAAGGUGUACACUCUUGCUGAGGUCUCUCAGCACAACAAUUCCACAGAUUGCUGGCUUGUUAUCAAUGGCAAGGUUUAUAACGUGACAAAGUUCUUAGAGGACCACCCAGGUGGGGAUGAUGCCUUGAUAUCUGCCACAGGGAAAGAUGCAACUGAUGACUUCGAAGAUGUAGGACACAGCACCAGUGCUGUGGCAAUGAUGGAUGAAUUUUAUGUUGGAGACAUCGAUUCCUCGACCAUCCCCACCAAGGUUAAGUACACUCCCCCAAAACAACCUCUGCAUGAUCAGGACAAGUCGCCAGAUUUCUUUAUCAAGAUCCUCCAGUUCUUAGUUCCGUUGCUUAUCUUGGGUUUGGCUGUCGGUAUCCGUUUUUACACAAAAUCAACAUAAUCGUUGAAAGUGAAGUAUUGGAGUAGACAUUUACAGUAAUGUAAUCUUGCUUCCAUAGAAUCCUGCCUUGUUUGUGUUAGGACUUAUCAUAUGUUUUUUUUUUUUUUUUAAACCUUACUUUACUGUUAUAUCUCGUUUUGACUUUCUGCUUGAUCUUGCAUGAACUUUGGGAAAUUUCUGUCUUCACUAUUUCUACUGUAUAAAUUGAAGUGUUAACCAAGGGUUUUAGUUUGUCA